This is a messenger RNA of Rhagoletis pomonella (apple maggot), 1319 nucleotides long. Its product is annotated as cytoplasmic dynein 2 light intermediate chain 1. The coding region runs from base 218 to 1267 and encodes 349 amino acids. Gene Ontology annotation, cellular component: axoneme; cytoplasmic dynein complex; ciliary basal body. The record is from RefSeq and is a predicted model, not a curated record. Gene Ontology annotation, biological process: intraciliary transport involved in cilium assembly; intraciliary retrograde transport. The transcript has 3 exons. Gene Ontology annotation, molecular function: dynein heavy chain binding. Lineage: Eukaryota; Metazoa; Arthropoda; Insecta; Diptera; Tephritidae.
AGUUGAAACCAAAUAGCGGUGAAACCCCCAUACUGCAGUGCUCAUAAGCACCACCAUAGCCGCGCUAAAGCGUCCCAUAGCAACGCUAUCACCUAGCAACUGACCCAAGUGUAAAACAAAGUAGAAUUUGAGUUGCCUUAAUCAUUUCACUUCGCACGAUAAAUAAAAAACAAACUUUUCGCUGACCGAUUUGUUACGCUGCGACAUAAUCCCCAAAAUGUAUGAGAAGCAAGACACCGCGCAAUCGGAAGAAAAACGUGAAACCAUACAGGAAAUAGCCAUUAAAUUAGCCGAGGAGCAGUUGCGUACUUUGCAGGUGGAGAGUGGACCAAAGGAGCGUACUAUUUUUGUGCUGGGCAGCAAAGGCGCUGGCAAAUCCACUGCCGUGGCUAAAUUCUUUGAUCGCGACGACAAUCCGCGUCCCACACUUGCGCUGGAGUAUUCCUAUGGACGACGCACGAGUGGCACGCAGAAGCAAGUAUUGAACGUGUGGGAGCUUGGCGCUUUAGACAAUGCCGAGCAAUUGAUUUCGGUGCCUUUGCGCAUGCAUGGACUGGAGCAUUUUGCGGCCAUAAUAAUGUUAGAUCUAUCGCAGCCGCAGCGUGUCUGGCCUGAUUUGGAACACAUUUAUCAUGCCUUACGUGCGGCAAGCAAUAAACUUUUGAAUGCCGAGCAAGAGCAAACAUAUCGUGAACGCAUGGCGGAGCGCAUUAAGCGGAAUGUGAGUGAUGUGGAAAGCCUCGAACUGAUGCCCUACCCAGUGGUCAUAGUUGGUGGCAAAUAUGAUUUGUUCAAAGAUUUCGAACCCGCGGUGAAGCAACACCUUUGCCAUUGCCUGCGUUCUAUGGCGCAUCUAAUAGGCGGUAGUGUGCUUUUCUAUUCUGCCAAAGUGCCUAAGCUAGCUAAAAUACUACGCGACACAAUGAGCCACUUGGGCUUUGGCAGUCCUUCGCAUCCUUUUCGCGCUCAUGUCACGGACUUCAAUGAUGCCCUCUCCAUUUGGUUUGGCACCGAUAGCUGGGAUCAGAUUGGCAGCGCUGGUGUAUUGAGCGUGGAACGCAUUGGUUCACUACUGGCUGCUGAGAUGCCACAGCUUAAUGAAGCUGGUGGUAAAAAACGGAAAACGAAAACACAAAUCAACGAUCCAGCAAAGGAUCCAGGCUUUCGUGAGAGCAUCAUCGAUGAUAUGCGCGCUCAGAAAGACAAGGAGUUGCAGGCGCUUAUUAAGGAGUCGCAAUUACGUGGACAAUUUGAGACGAUUGUUUAAGUUUGCUAUGGUAAGGGAGAUGAGGAAAUAGAGAGGAUUAGCAUAAAAACAU